This is a messenger RNA of Bombus huntii, 689 nucleotides long. RefSeq lists its product as uncharacterized. The record is from RefSeq and is a predicted model, not a curated record. NCBI's taxonomy places the organism in Eukaryota, Metazoa, Arthropoda, Insecta, Hymenoptera, Apidae. Bases 182 to 643 code for a protein of 153 amino acids. The transcript is spliced from 2 exons.
ACCACAUUCAAGAACAAUCAGAAUUAACAAUGAUACCUCAGGAAGAUUAUUCACAAUACGACUACAAUUACCAGGACGACCAGGAUUGCGAUUUUUCGUUGACUCGGGAGCAGGAAUCAACUUGCUUAAACAAGGAUGCUACCCAGGAGGAACAAUAAUACCAGACACAUAGAAAUUCUCCAUGGGACAUUCCAAAUACGAAUCCAAUUCCAAAAUUAAACUAAAUUUAUUCAACAAAGAGAUAGAAUUUGCCUUAGUAGAUGAUAAUUUCCCUAUCAUAGAAGACGGCAUAUUAGGCUUACCCGGUUUAAAUCAAUAUCGAUUCGAACUCUCCAAUAAAACAUUAAAAUUAGAUAAUAAUACCCUUCUGCUGCAGCAAGAACCAACCCUCGCAUCAGAAGAAAUCGUUCAAAAAAUUGUAUACUUCGAAGGAAAGCCAACGCCAGUAUGCUUUAUCAAUGGUGAGUAUUUCUUGUGGGCACCUUCACCCACUAUCCACCUCACAUCGUUAUUCUACAUACGGAAGGCAAGAUUGAUAUCAAGUUCGAAGGACAGACCGCAGAAGUCUGGUCUCUGCUAUUACCACGAGACCUUUCGAGACCGCGCAAGGAAGUGCCGGGCCCCUUGCAACUGGACCCAGUGAAACGAGACCAGCCGUCCGUAAACGCGGCAUGUGGCGAUGGCUUUAG